GUUAAUGACUCUGUGUGCAGAGUAAUUUAGACAUCGAACACUCGUCUCAAACUCGCAGUACCGGGCUACUCGGCCAGCCCAGUUACCCAGAAGUUAAGGACCCUCCAUCUGCUGAAUCCGAUUUACCUAGGACAGCGGUCAGGCACAGCAGAAGUUCUCAUUUGCCUAUUCCAGCCAACUACAUAAUUUGCAAUUUCGCUCACCUUCACGCCCCUUACACUGUUACAAUACAUUUGCUGCAUAUUUUGAGCAGUUCCUGGUUCCCUCCACGACUUUUCCUACUGGGUGUUUCUGCCGUGCUCUUCACUUCUUAAUUUGGUACAAGCUAAAGUGUGAAACUGACCAGCUGGCUGUCACCAUGCCUCGAACGGGAAGCGGCAAGCACACGCCUGUCCUCUACCCACAUCCUGAAAGUGGAGAAAUCGAAAGUUCAACUGAUGCACCAUCUCCCCGUCCUGAUAUGUCACGUCAAACGUCUCCUUCUAGCAGUUCCAUCACACCAUCAACCUCUCGCAGUAAUCGCACAAAGCCCAGAUCCGGAAAUCCAUAUUAUACAACAUCGUUCGCUUCUCCGAGCACUUCUAGUACCACCUCCUCCAUCAUCGGCAAUGUUGCACGUCCUCCAGAUGCUCCAAAACGUGCUGCAGUUGUAUUCUCGACAUUUCAGCGCAAAUACCGCCCCGACCCGUCUGAGGGAGCAGACAGACAAGACCCUGACGCAAAUUACUUCCAACGUGGGCUUGAACAACUCAACGAUCCUGGGGAUAGUGAUGAUGAUACAGUACCGAAACCUAGUGCACUCGCUGUAUCGAAUGGACUUCUCAUACCUGGAUCAGACAUGACAUCUCCCGACAUAGAAUCCCUCUCCCAAGCGGAACGUGAACGGUUGGAAUGGCAAACUAUGCUGGCUUCGGUGCUUGAUGGCGAGGUCUUCCGCUCAGAAAAAACCAGGAUCGUGCGAGCGCUAGAAACUGUGGAAGCUCGAAGCAACACGCGUCACGACAUAUGGCUCGGUAUCCGUGCGUGGUUACGAGGCCGUUCUGAUUCCGAGGAGCUAGCUCGCCUGGAAGACCGCCGGAACAGAGUGGUUACCGCGAUUUAUGAGGAAAUCAUGUCCUUCCGUGUCCAAGCCGAGAUGGACCAAGAGACCGGAAAAUCUUCAUACCCAGCUGAAGAGCAAGUCCAUGAUGUUCUAGACCGAUGGGAUGUUGCUUGUUCCCUCUAUACGAGUUUCAAGGCAAUGCAAGACGACAAACCCGAGACAGCGAGCCCGGAACUUAUGGACAGGUUGGAUGCUCUUAUCAGCUGGAACAAACUGCAAAUGUCGUUGCAACAGCAGAUCAGCGCUCUCCAGAAGUGGACUGGCAGUGAGAGCCUCGAUGUUACAAAGCCAAACGAGCCCGUCGAGGUCUCCGUUGUCGGGGAGAAUAAAGAGAGCUCUGAGCGCACUGGAUCGACCACCUUCCUAGAGCGUGUCUUGAAGGAGGAUUCGCUUCAGCGGACAUUUGAGAAGGAUGCUUUAGUAUCUAUUCAUGUUCUCAUCGAAUCUGCCCGUCGUGUUGUGACUACUCGAUCGGAAAUGUUCGAAGAACUCAACCUACCCUCCCUCGAGAACCAACUGGUCCAGCUCAUCUCUUUUCCCAUCAAGCUCAUCGAAGCCUCAUUACACGUCCGUCUCGAAUCCGCCGACCGCAUUCAGAAUCCAAACUCGAUGGUUCUUGACACGAUGACAGAUGAUAUUCGGCUACAAAUCGGUCUCGCUUGCACAUUGAAGCGAGAGUACGAGGCACUGAUGGAGGAGGAUCCGGAUGGGAAAUGGAAGUUACCACCAAGCAUACCGAAAGGAUUCGACCGAGUUCUCCUUCAGUCCCUACUUUUGUUCUUCAAGUUGCUGCAUUGGAAGCUGAAAGGAGGUGCCAAAGGCAUAUACUUCAAGGAGACUGAUGUUCUGGAGGCUCAGGAGGAUCUUAUGGAUGAGGUCAGCAUGACGGUUCAAGGUGGCUCCGCUGUCAUCGCGGAGCAGCUGUGCGGCUUGACCAAUAGAUUACUACAUAGGAUCAUCAACUACUUUGAGACCCAAGUGCAAGUACCAGUGAUUAGGUCACGUUCGCGAGCCGGCUCUACGGGAACGAAGAAUUGGCGCGACGCGGGGAAGAAUAGUAAUGAGGAGGAGACUGGGUCUUCAGAUGUUGUAGUUUGGUUGAGCAAGGUGCUGGAGAGCGUUCGCCUGCGUUACCGCAAGCUCCAGCGGUAUGCCAGGUCUUUAAUGCAGCGCUUCUCCAAUGCUGCUGAGUACUCUCUUGAAGGUGUUAACACCGAACUGUUAAUCACAAGGCUAGUUGCCACAGAACACUUUAUGGUCCUUUCCGAUUUCUACGCGGAGCAAGGGAUAUACAUCGUCGCAUCUCCCAAUCUCCGCGCUCACCCUCCCCUCAUCAACGAAAUGCUUAUAAAGGCUUAUAACGUGAAUCGACCCGUUAUGGAUACCGCUUCGUUGGCUACAGAGACCAUUUCGGGGGACAGCGCUGUGGAGGAUCUGGAAGACUACGGCUACAUUCUACUACUAACGCCUGGCGAAGCCUUUGUGUGGCAGGGACUCGUUAUGGUUCUCCAGCUGACUCGAGUGGACCUGGCUCUUGAGCCACUCCGUAUACGACUCGUAGCAGACGGCCCCCAGAAUCGCUUUGUGUCAGCUAAGGCCCAGUUCACUUCUUGCCUUACGGAUGACUUUUCCGAAGCAUCAGAUGUCGAAAAUGACGACAGCUUGGGCUUGGCGGAGGCUCAAGCUGAUAAAGUGAAUCUGGAUCCCGUCAUGCUUCAUUGCCUAAUGGAACAAUUGGCGCACCUUCCGAAUGUAAAUCGUGAACUUCGAAGGAUAACUCGAGCAACAAACAAGUUGGCAGAAAUCAUCGUAGCCUCUGUUCAUAAUAUCAGCGACUCUCUGCGAGGCUCGGAAGGUUACCAGGAGCUGCUAGAAAAUUGGUUUUCAUUUGCGUCCGAUCACGGUCAGCAUGCGCAAAAGCAUAUGGAAGCUACCGUCUCUCCCCAUUUCUCUCGUAUGAUGACGAAGCUGGCUAUUUCUUGGGUUGCUUUUAUUUGCGAUGAUUGCGAUCCCACCGACCGUAAGACAUUUCGUUGGGCGGUCAACGCUUUGGAGUUCGCGAUGUUACGGACUCACGGCACCAAUAUUCUUCACCUCCCGGACGACGAAUUCGCACUGUUGCGACAGAAGGUCGCGAGCUGUAUGACGCUUCUUAUUGGUCAUUUCGACAUCCUUGGGGCUCGAUCUAGUUUCGAAGCCAAAAAAGAACAAGAGCGGCUUGCGGAGAUCCGUCGGAUGGAUGAAUUCAUCGGGCGUAGUCGUGGAGUGAAUGGGGGGUCUUCACUCCCCAACUCACCGAUCACAGAAACUGAAAUAGAGAAUCAAAGUUUGAGAUUGAGGUGGGAGGAGCCAUUAAAGAAGGUCCGGGAAUUGGACGCAAAACGGUACGAGAUCGAUUCACAGCACAGAGCCGUUGGUCGUGUAGUAGAUGAGGAUAAGCUUGAGGACAAAUCCCUCCUCUUCCUGGCGUCUUCGACCUCAAACAUUUCUAUCCGUUGGCAGCAGGGGCGACAUAUUGGUUCGGGCGCGUUUGGCUCGGUUUACCUUGCUGUUAACCUCGACACCGGUGGACUCAUGGCUGCAAAGGAGAUCAAAUUCCAGGACAUGAGUAACCUCACGAGCUUUUAUCAGCAGAUUAAGGACGAACUAUCCGUUAUGGAGAUGUUGCAGCAUCCCAAUAUUGUGGAGUAUUAUGGUAUCGAAGUGCACCGGGACAAGAUUUUUAUCUUCGAAGAGUACUGCAAAGGAGGCAGCUUGGCUUCGCUGUUAGAGCUCGGUCGCAUCGAAGAUGAGACUGUCCUGCAGUUCUACACCAUCCAAAUGCUCGAGGGAUUGGCGUACCUUCAUUUACGAAAUGUUGUUCAUCGUGAUAUCAAACCUGACAAUAUUCUCCUUGAUCACAAUGACACGAUCAAGUUUGUUGAUUUUGGAGCUGCCAAGAUUCUCGCUAAGGGUCAACAUAAAUCCAUUUCACGACCAAGCACGAGUGCUCCACCACCUCCAUGGCUCGACCCCGGUAAACGUGGGAUCAACAAUAGCCUGACGGGUACUCCAAUGUACAUGUCUCCCGAAGUGAUUAAGAACGACAGACGAGGUGCUCAAGGAGCGAUGGACAUAUGGUCUUUGGGCUGUGUAGUUCUAGAGUGUGCGACUGGCAGGAAGGCUUGGUCACAUCUAGAUAAUGAAUGGGCUAUCCUCUAUCAAAUUGGCCAAGCCGAUCGUGGUCCGCAAUUACCAUCGACGUCUGAGCUGAGUCCACCCGGAAUCAGUUUCAUCAAAGCGUGUUUGACGCUUGAUCCAAUGCGACGCCCAACUGCGGAGACUCUCCUGGAACACCCUUGGAUACAAUCAUUCCGAGUACAGUUCCAGGAGAUCGAACAGUCUAUUGAAGGUGGUCCUCGACCUUCUACCCCAACUGGUGGAAACCCUCAAGCCACAGCACAGCAAGGAGAUAUUGUUGAAGAAUUGGAGACCGAUGAUUUGAUGACGAACCCCAUCAUACGUUCAUAAUCAUUUAUUGUUGCUUUAUUUUUAGUUGGGUCACAGGUUUGGGACGAGGCUUGGGGUACAAAUACAACUGGUUUUAUGGUCGG
Messenger RNA from Cantharellus anzutake, 4695 nucleotides. RefSeq lists its product as uncharacterized. Bases 359 to 4612 code for a protein of 1417 amino acids. NCBI's taxonomy places the organism in Eukaryota, Fungi, Basidiomycota, Agaricomycetes, Cantharellales, Hydnaceae. The record is from RefSeq and is a predicted model, not a curated record. Gene Ontology annotation, molecular function: protein kinase activity; ATP binding. Gene Ontology annotation, biological process: protein phosphorylation. The transcript is spliced from 6 exons.